CACUUAUCAACCUGUCUGCCUUGGCAAUUACUCCCCCCAACACCUAAUUCUGCCGUAUUUAACCCCUCUCACGCAGCAUCGUUUUCACAAAUAAACAACUGUCAAUAUUCUAUUCAAAUCUCUCAAAAACUCAAAGUACAAGUUUUUAUAUCUUUUCAGAAACCAAGUCAAAAUGCCUAACGUGAACGUGACUCUCAAAGAGAACGCCAGCCCCGAGGAACUUGCCAACGCCAAGAAAGUUGUCCAGGAACAAGGCGGCGAAAUCAUCAAUGAAUUCAAACUGAUCAAGGGAUUCACCGCCAGCUUCCCCGCUGACAAAGUCUCUAUUCUGGAAUCCAACGAACACAUUCAUGUCGAGCCAGACGCGGAGGUUAAGACUCAGUAAAUUCGUGGCUUCAGGCGUCGGAUUACCAGAUCCUGGACUCGUGCGAAGCAUGGCUUAAGAAGAAGGGGAAUUGCCAACAUUUCAUCUCUUUAUGAAGUUACGCUAUUGCAUGGAUACCCAUCUAGCUCCCCCAAUCGCAUAUAUACUAUGUCAUGAAUCAAUGAUUAUAAAUGCUUCAAUAUAUUAUACUAGUGCCAAUUAUUGACUGAAGGAGCCUUGGUUUGAAACCACAACCCAAAUGCCUGCAUUAAUACCUUUUGUCGG
Messenger RNA from Xylona heveae TC161, 649 nucleotides. RefSeq lists its product as hypothetical. Gene Ontology annotation, molecular function: endopeptidase inhibitor activity. Gene Ontology annotation, biological process: vacuole fusion, non-autophagic. Lineage: Eukaryota; Fungi; Ascomycota; Xylonomycetes; Xylonales; Xylonaceae. Bases 173 to 385 code for a protein of 70 amino acids. The transcript is spliced from 4 exons. The record is from RefSeq and is a predicted model, not a curated record.